Molecule: messenger RNA, 3429 nt
Organism: Pipistrellus kuhlii (Kuhl's pipistrelle)
Lineage: Eukaryota; Metazoa; Chordata; Mammalia; Chiroptera; Vespertilionidae
Product: phosphofurin acidic cluster sorting protein 2
Exons: 1
Coding region: 59-3235 (1058 amino acids)
Biological process (GO): protein localization to plasma membrane
Molecular function (GO): transmembrane transporter binding
Source: RefSeq, a predicted model, not a curated record
CCACCAAUCAUGUCCCUCCUCUGUCCCACCACAGGGGGAGAAACCAUCAGGUACCUGUAUGCUGCAAGCAGCUGCAGCUUCCUCAUCAACUGCGGGCCUGGCCCACUCGCCCACCGUGCUCAACACCCCAGUGCCCAUGAACCUCUUCUCUACCUGGGAGGUGGACUGCUCCAGCCCCAGCUGCAUGCUCAGGCUGUGCAGCCUGACUUUAAAGAAGCUGGUGAUCUUGAAGGAGCUGGAGAAAGAACCGGAGAAGGAGCCCAUCGCCAUGGUGAUAGCAGUGCAGAUGCAGGGCUCCAAGGGCAUCUUGAGAUCCCAUGAAAUUGUGCUGCCCACCACUGGACAAGUGGAGACCGACCUGGCGCUGACCUUCUCCCUGCAGUACCCACACUUCCUAAAGGGAGAAGGCAACAAGCUCCAGAUCAUGCUGCAGCAGAGGAAGUGCAAUAACAACCAGGUUAUCCUGGGCUACAAAACACUGGCCACAGGUGCCAUCCACAUGGCUGAGGUGAUGCAGCGACCCCCCGAGGGUGGCCAGGUGCUGAGCCUCAGCAGCAGCAUCCAGGAGUCCUCCAUCAGGGUGGCUGAGAUCUGGAUUUCCUUCCUGUCCAGUCAGCCCAUCAACUACAAGGACGACACCAUGCAGGCCAGCCCCAAGGCCAAGCCCACAAAUAAGUACACCGAAGGGAAAUCUGAAAGCUUCUCUGAGCUGGAGGCCAGCUGCAAUGCGACACCCAGGCAGGACAUGGAAGAAGAUGACUUUGACCUGAGUCAGUCCAAAAAGCAGCAGCGAUGCAUGCAACGAAACUUGAAGCAGAAAGUCAUGGUGCUGCUUCCCAGGUCCAAAAUGUCAGAAGAGGUCCUAGACUCAGAUCAGGACCCUGCAGAGCAUGUCCCCGAGGGGGAAGAGAACCUGGAUCUUCUGUAUGACAACCUUGAGAAUCCAAGCAACAGUGACGCAGACAUGGAUGAUGAUGGCAUCAUCCUUAGCAACACCAAGACCAAGACCAGACAAUACUUUGAAGGCCUGGCACACGAUAGCUGUCAGGUGGAGAUGAGGAGCAUAUACAGUGCCCGGUGGCAGAAGGAGUCUCCUCGGCUGACCAACAUGCCCUUGAAGGCCCAGAGCCUGGGCAGAAAGCAGUUCAGUGGCAGUGUCUCUGACUUGAUGGCCUACAGCACCCCUGCCACCAAGGUGGACAAUACCUGUGUCUUCUCCCUAUCGAGCCAGCCUGUCGACCACCUGGACAGAGUCAUGCGGUCUAGCACCAAGGCAGAUAACUUCUCUGAAGGAGACUCUGAGAUUGUCUUCUCUGAGCUGGAGAUCAGCUACAAUGCUGCUCACAGGCAUAGCCUAGACAAGAAGCCAAUAAGAAGAAGGAGGCUCAUGACCAGGCAACAGAAAUAUCAGCAGAAAGUCGAAGCGUGGCUGCACAGGUACCAAAUGAUGGAGGAAGUCCUGGACUCAAAGCAGGAGCCUGAGGUGCAAUUCCCUGAUGUGGACAAGGAUGUGGCUGAUCUGUUUUACAGGCUGGUGAACCCCAGCGAGAGUAGCUCAGAUAAGGAGGAUGAUGACCGUCUCCUAACCCCUCCCAUGCCUGAGCUUAUGACAUACUCUGAAAGCCUGUCAAGUGGCCCAGAUAUGGAGGAGGAUGACGGAGUCCUAGGUACCCCCAAGCACAGACCCAAACUCAGGUCAUACUGUGAAAGUCUGUCAAGUGACAGCGGCUCUGACUGGGUGGCCCACAGCAUGCCCAACCCUGGGGAACAGCCGGCACAGCCUGAGGACAGCCCGGAGGCAGAGACCUCUGCCCAGGACAAGCUCACUAAGAAGCUGCCACCCAGCAGGCGCACCACCAAGACUGAGUCUCUGGUCCUCCCCUCCAGCAGCUCCAAGGGGAAGCAGCCUGCCUGCCGGGGCCGGAGCAGGUCCCUGAAUGAGUCGUCCAACAGCCUGAUCGAGGAGAGCUGCCCAGUCCCACAGAGCCACCUGCAGAUCCCCAGGAAGACUGUGUGUGAUCAACUGAACAACAUCCUCAUCUCCAAUGACUGUCUGCCCAGGAACAUCAUCCUCAUCAGCACCUCUGACAGGCAGGGGCAGUACCUGUCGGACGUUCUGCAGCAGCACAUGCUGCCCAUCGUACACACCUGCUCCAUGGUGGAUGUCCAGGAGGCCUUCAGCUUCAUCAUCUCCUGGAUACAAAGAUACUGCGACUGCAAUACCCAGGCCCCGAUGCCAGCGAAGAUCGCAGUGGUGGGGGCUCAGCACUACUUCAGCACCGUGUUGCGGGUCUUUGUGGAGCAGCUGACCCACAAGAACCCUGACUGGCUGGGCUACAUGCGCUUCCUGGUCAUCCCGCUGGGUCCCCACCCUGUGUCCAGCUACCUGGGCUCUGUGGAUCACCGCUACAACAACCUCUUCCAGGACCUGGCCUGGCAGGACAUGUGCAACCAUCUGGAGGCCCAGAGAUCUGUGCAGAACAUUGUGGCGAGAAUCACAGAGUACAUCAGAGGGGCCAACUGUGUCCACCAGCUGCCCAUCGCAGAGGCCAUGCUCAUCUCUAAGCCGAAGAGCCCGGGCAAGUUGUCCCCACAGAAGUUCAUUCCCUUUGUGGGGGCAGUGAAAGUUGAAAUAGUGGAACCAAUUUCAGCCACGUCAGGAGACACAGAUGAUGCGGUCCCCUCAUGCUCCUACAUGCUUAGGUCCCCUGCCAGGGAGGCCUCACACAACUCAACCUUCUCCUCAUCAGUGAGUGGAGACCUGCCUUCCUCCAUUCAGGGUGUCAGUGCUGAGCUGAUGGAGCUACAGGUGGAUUAUUGGAUGGCAGCCCAGCCCACAAAUAGGAAGAGAAAUGGGAAGAAGGAAGAUCUGCCUACCACCAAAAACACACUCCAGUGUACCUUCCGGUCUCUCCAGGUCAGCAGGCUGCCCAGCAGUAGCGAGGAUGCAGGCACACCCGCAAUGUCCAUGGCUGUGGUCACCAAGAAGAAGAAAAGGAAGGUGAUAUCUUUGCCAAAAAAAGACAAGGGCAAGGACUUGGAGUCCAAAAGCCAGUGCAUCCAGGGCAUUGGCCGCUUGCUCUGCUCAGCUAAGAAUCAGGAGAACAGGCAGCGGGUCCUCAUUGAUGGCGUGGAGUGGGACGACGUGAAGUUCUUCCAGCUGGCAGCCCAGUGGUCCUCCCACGUCAAGCACCUCCCCAUCGGCAUCUUUGGACACUCCAAUUCCACCUUCUAGCCCUGCCCCUCCCCCCGCCCUUCACUCUUCCUGGGCAAAGCCCAGUAGGGCCCAGCUGCUUUUCUCUUAACAGUUCAGUUUACUACAGACACAGACGCUGAAAAUCAGAGAAACUGUUUUAAGUUAUAAUGUAAUCACAGCCUGGGUUGCCCCCACUGGGACCCCCAAAUGCUCUGAUAAUAACAAGAACAUCC